This is a messenger RNA of Prorocentrum cordatum, 165 nucleotides long. The record is from the annotation of a GenBank genome assembly. Lineage: Eukaryota; Dinophyceae; Prorocentrales; Prorocentraceae.
GGGAGCAAGAAGAAGACGAUCCACGACGUCGCGAAGCCCGUGCUGGACAUCGACAAGAAGCACAUGACCUGCGUGGCGAAGGACUUCUACAGCGUGGGCACGGUCGUCGUGGAGCGGCUGCAGGCCGCGAUCAAGGAGGUGGGCGGCACCCGCGGGGCGGUCGAC